Molecule: messenger RNA, 1859 nt
Organism: Echinops telfairi (small Madagascar hedgehog)
Lineage: Eukaryota; Metazoa; Chordata; Mammalia; Afrosoricida; Tenrecidae
Gene: ME1
Product: malic enzyme 1
Exons: 14
Coding region: 1-1686 (561 amino acids)
Biological process (GO): malate metabolic process; pyruvate metabolic process
Cellular component (GO): mitochondrion
Molecular function (GO): malate dehydrogenase (decarboxylating) (NAD+) activity; malate dehydrogenase (decarboxylating) (NADP+) activity; NAD binding
Source: RefSeq, a predicted model, not a curated record
AUGGCAAUUGCUGUAACCAGUAGCACGACGGGGAGCCCCGGCCGGGACUUAGCUUUUACCCUGGAAGAGAGACAGCAAUUGAACAUUCAUGGAUUGUUGCCACCUUGCUUCAUCGAUCAGGAGAUCCAGGUCCUUCGAGUAAUGAAAAACUUUGACCGUCUGAGUUCUGAUUUUGACAGAUAUCUUCUCUUAAUGGAUCUUCAAGAUAGAAACGAAAAGCUCUUUUACAAAGUGCUGAUGUCCGACAUUGAGAAGUUCAUGCCAAUUGUUUACACUCCAACUGUUGGUCUGGCUUGCCAACAAUAUAGUUUAGCGUUUCGGAAACCAAGAGGUCUCUUCAUUAGUAUCCAUGAUAAAGGGCACAUUCGUUCAAUUCUGAAUGCAUGGCCAGAAGAUGUCAUCAAGGCUAUUGUGGUGACUGAUGGAGAGCGGAUUCUCGGCUUGGGAGACCUGGGCUGUAAUGGGAUGGGCAUCCCUGUGGGUAAACUGGCUCUGUAUACAGCUUGUGGAGGGAUGAACCCUCAAGAGUGUCUACCGAUUACACUGGAUGUGGGAACAGAAAAUGAGGAGUUACUUAAGGAUCCGUUGUACAUUGGACUACGGCAGAGGAGAGUGAGAGGUCGUGAAUAUGAUGAUUUUUUGGAUGAAUUCAUGGAGGCUGUUUCUUCCAAAUAUGGCAUGAACUGCCUUAUUCAGUUUGAAGAUUUUGCAAAUAUGAAUGCAUUUCGUCUCUUGAAGAAGUAUCGAAACCAAUAUUGUACAUUCAAUGAUGAUAUUCAAGGAACAGCAUCUGUUGCAGUUGCGGGUCUCCUUGCAGCUCUCCGAAUAACCAAGAACAAAUUGUCUGAUCAAACAAUACUGUUCCAAGGAGCAGGAGAGGCCGCCUUGGGAAUUGCACACCUGAUUGUUAUGGCCAUGGAAAAAGAAGGUUUAUCGAGAGAGAAAGCCACCAAAAAGAUAUGGUUGGUUGACUCAAAAGGAUUAAUAGUUAAGGGACGUGCUUCAAUAACACAAGAGAAAGAAGAAUAUGCCCAAGAGCAUGAAGAAAUGAAGAACCUAGAAGCCAUUGUUCAAAAACUAAAACCAACUGCUCUCAUAGGAGUGGCUGCAAUCGGUGGUGCAUUCACAGAGCAGAUUCUCAAAGAUAUGGCUGCUUUUAAUGAGCGGCCUAUUAUUUUUGCUUUGAGUAAUCCAACUAGCAAAGCUGAAUGCUCUGCAGAGCAGUGCUAUAAACUAACUCAGGGCCGUGCAGUGUUUGCCAGUGGCAGCCCUUUUGAUCCAGUCACUCUUCCAAAUGGACGGACCUUGUAUCCUGGCCAAGGCAACAAUUCGUAUGUGUUCCCUGGAGUUGCUCUUGGUGUUGUCGCUUGUGGACUGAGGCACAUCACGGAUAAGAUCUUUCUCACAACGGCGGAGGUUAUAGCUCAGCAAGUGUCAGAAAAACACUUGGAAGAGGGCCGGCUUUAUCCUCCUUUGAACACCAUUAGGGAGGUUUCUCUGAAAAUUGCAGAAAAGAUUGUGAGAGAUGCAUACGAGGAAAAGACAGCCACAGUUUAUCCUGAACCCCCAAACAAGAAAGCAUUUGUCUGCUCUCAAAUGUACAAUACUAAUUAUGACCAGAUUCUACCUGAUUGCUAUUCCUGGCCUAAAGAGGCUCAGAAAAUACAGACCAAAGUUGACCAGUAAUCACUGACAUUUCUAACUCCAUAAUGGAGAUCUUGAAAACUUUCACAAUUUUCAAAAGUUCGAUUCUUUUAUAAUGAUUCAUAAAAUGCUUUACAUUAAGGGAACUACCUUAACAAUUUAAUAAUUUAUAGAUGAAUCUGAAUGUAAAUUAGAAUAAACAUUACACAACACAA